Pyrus x bretschneideri (Chinese white pear) is the source of this 595-nucleotide messenger RNA. RefSeq names its product metallothionein-like protein type 2. Gene Ontology annotation, molecular function: metal ion binding. The transcript has 3 exons. The coding region runs from base 89 to 316 and encodes 75 amino acids. The record is from RefSeq and is a predicted model, not a curated record. NCBI's taxonomy places the organism in Eukaryota, Viridiplantae, Streptophyta, Magnoliopsida, Rosales, Rosaceae.
CAAGAAAACUCAUCCCAGGCUUUGAGUGAAUUCAAUUCCCAGAACUACAGCAAUCUUCUCCUUAUCCUUAUACCAUCUUUUAAAGAAAAUGUCUUGCAAUUGUAGCUGUGGCAGUGACUGCAAGUGCGGCAGUGGCUGCAAGUGUGGCAUGCACCCUGAUAUGAGCUACUCAGAGACCACUUCCACUGAAACUAUCAUUGCCGGAGUUGCACCUGUGAAGAUGUUCUCUGAGGGGUCUGAGAUGAGAUAUGGAGCAGAGAAUGACUGCAAGUGUGGCUCAAGCUGCAGCUGCAGCUCAUGUGGCUGCCACAAAUGAUCGAAGCAAGCCAAUAUCCAGACUCAAAGAAGAAAGCUGUGAUGGUCUCUAUAAUAAAUAAGAAGAAGACUGCAAAAGCUUGGUUUUAGAACUUACUGUAAAAUAAGAUUAGCCAUGGGAUUUGCUUUGUGUCCUGUGGCAACCUUAAUUAUUUUUAUGUUACAUCUUUCUUAAUUUAUGUGUUUGUUUACCUCAAUUUCUUGUGGGUUUUACUUUGUUGUGUGUUUGGGUUAGGAAAUGAUAAAUGAAAUUGUAGUGGACAUGAACGAUUGAGAGCUC